UAUUCAGUGGAUUAGCAACUUAGUGUUGGCCUUCGAGCCAACAUCUCUGUGCCCCUCAACUUUUUCAGUAUAUUCAUUUUCGUCAAUUUCAUUAUUUUUUUUUUUUUUUAAUUUAUUUCUUCACUAAAAUAAAUAAAUGACAAAGUGACCAAAAGUGUUGAAAAAAAAAUUUGACUGUGCAAAACAAAUGAAAAUUAAUUUCAAUUAAAAAAAAAAAAACGGUCGCAUUUUUUACAAGGUCAUGGUUUGUCGGACGAUACCGGUAACAAUCGCGGCUCUUUUGCUGGUGAUAUUUUGCAUUGAUACUAAAGCAAGUGGAGUCGACGAAUCGGAUGAUUCGAUUAUUAUUGAUGCUGCAGAUUUAAAUAAACGGGGACGUGAGGAGCGUCAAUUUUUUACCCUUGAGAAAAAAAGUCUCCCUGGCCAGUGUUUAACAUCAAAAGGUGAAGUGGGAAAAUGUACAACUUUUAAAGAGUGUUAUCCAUACUUUAAAAUCCCAGAUUUGGGAAUUCUAGACGGAUGGGUUUUGGGAGUUUAUGACAGUUGCAGUUAUCUUCAAUCGAAUGGUAAAGCAGCUUUUGGAAUUUGUUGCGCUGAUUAUCAGCCAACAACACCGACAUCAAAUUUGGAAAGUGAAAUUCCAGUAGAAAACCCAGAUGAGGAAGUAACUGACGUGGAUGAACAGAGCAAAUUAGAACCAGUGAAACCACGUCCAAAGCCAACGGCCUCCUGGCCACCGCCACUUCCGACUCAUCCUCCACAUCACACAAUUCCUCCAAUUCCAACACAUCCUCCACAUUUUGCCGGUGGUGCCACGGCCGCUAGUCCCACUUCAAAACCAUCAUUAGCGUCAUCGUCACAGAAACCCACAAGUGCCACAUGGCCAACAAAAAAACCCGCCUACUGGCCACCUGGAAUUCCAACCUCGUUACCAGGAUUACCAUCGGAAGUGCCACUUGCCCCCAGUAAACCGCCAACUACAUCGGUGAUUCCAACUACUUCUUCACCAAUUGAUUCUGGUUAUUGUGGCUCGAAAAAUGGACCACAAAAAAUUUCUGACUCCGAUCGUAUUGUCGGCGGUCAUAGUACAAAAAUUGGCGAAUGGCCCUGGAUUGUGGCACUUUUUAAUGCAGGUCGACAAUUUUGCGGUGGAUCGCUGAUUGAUAAUAUUCACAUUCUGACUGCAGCUCAUUGCGUUGUCAACAUGAAUUCUUGGGAUGUAGCGAGAUUAACAGUACGUCUUGGUGAUCAUAAUAUAAAAACGAGCACAGAGGUUCGUCACAUUGAGAGACGAGUGAAACGUGUUGUUCGACACAAAAAUUUCAAUUCAAGAACUCUCUACAACGACGUGGCACUUUUAACUCUUAAUGAACCCGUGGAAUUUUCCGAGCAAAUACGACCAAUUUGCCUACCAUCCGGUCGUGAUCUCUAUCAUCAUCAGGAAGCCACUGUCAUUGGUUGGGGCUCACUUCGAGAAAGCGGUCCACAACCGGCGGUUUUGCAGCAAGUGACAAUUAAAAUCUGGUCCAAUGCCGAGUGUAAAGUAAAAUACGGAGCCGCUGCACCAGGUGGAAUUGUAGACAGUUUCCUGUGCGCAGGACAAGCGCAAAAAGAUUCCUGUUCCGGUGAUAGUGGAGGUCCGUUAAUGGUAAACGACGGUCGCUGGACCCAAGUAGGAAUAGUGAGCUGGGGAAUUGGAUGUGGUAAGGGCCAGUAUCCAGGUGUUUACACGAGAGUCACGCACUUCCUGCCAUGGAUAAGUAAAAACUUGAAAUAGAAAUUGCCACAUCGUCUUUAAUCACUGAUAUAAAAUUACCAGUUUCCUCCAGUCGUUCAUCUCUUCUUUCAUCGUCAUCGCGCGUCUCCUAUGAGCUUGGACCCUAUAUAUAUAUGUAAACUAACCAGUCGCAAAAUAAUUACUGAUUAAAUAUAUAUAUAUAUACGGGAAUCGUGAUCAUAUAUAUAUAUAACAAAAAACUGCAGAGUGAAAAAUAUUUUAUUGUUUUUCGAACAAGUUUUACAUUUGAUGUUAUAUAUUAUAUGAAAAUCUUUGAUUUUUUGUGUAUCUUCAAUUGCCAUAUUUUUUAUCAUAAAAAAAUGAAAAUUAGGCUUUAGAAAUAUAUUUUAGAAAAUAAGAAGAGAUUACUAGUUGUAAAUCAUAUUUUCAAGUUGAUUUUAUAUUACAAAUCAUCUAGAAAAUUACAUUAUAUUUUACGAAUUUACAAUUCGGUAUAAAAUAAAAUUUAAACACACAAAAAAUUACGUCGUUUUCAAUUUUUGUUGACAUAACCUAAUUUUGCGAUUUUUAAUUAAUUAAUUAAGAAAGUGAAACUAUUGAAAUAAAUUAAAACUUACGAAAUAUAUAAAGUACUUGCGAUGAACUUUUAAAUUUACUUAACUAUUCUUCUAUGAAAAAAAAUUCUUUUUAAAUUUUCUAGGACUUAAAGGAUUGCCAACUGAAAAAAAGACUAGGAAUUACAUGUGAAAUAAAAACAAAUUCGUGUACUAAAGUAAAAACCGAUUUAAAAAGAAAAUCAAUUUUUUUAUAUUGUAAAUCUUUCUUUCAAAAAGCACAUUCCUUUAUAGAUUAUUUUAUAUGACUAUAUACAUACGAUCAAGUAUAUAAAAUAAAAUAAAAUUUACGUCCCUAA
This is a messenger RNA of Leptopilina boulardi, 2651 nucleotides long. RefSeq names its product proclotting enzyme-like. Gene Ontology annotation, biological process: proteolysis. The coding region runs from base 242 to 1777 and encodes 511 amino acids. Gene Ontology annotation, molecular function: serine-type endopeptidase activity. The record is from RefSeq and is a predicted model, not a curated record. The transcript has 6 exons. Lineage: Eukaryota; Metazoa; Arthropoda; Insecta; Hymenoptera; Figitidae.